Molecule: messenger RNA, 518 nt
Organism: Guillardia theta CCMP2712
Lineage: Eukaryota; Cryptophyceae; Pyrenomonadales; Geminigeraceae
Product: small nuclear ribonucleoprotein-like protein
Exons: 4
Coding region: 1-276 (91 amino acids)
Biological process (GO): mRNA splicing, via spliceosome; spliceosomal snRNP assembly
Cellular component (GO): U2 snRNP; U5 snRNP; U4 snRNP
Molecular function (GO): RNA binding
Source: RefSeq, a predicted model, not a curated record
AUGUCGAAGCAACAGAAGACAAUGACACAACCUAUCAACCUGAUCUUCAGGUUUCUUCAAAACAAAUCGCGCAUUCAGAUAUGGCUGUAUGAAAAUGCUGAUCUGCGCAUCGAGGGUCAAAUUAUUGGGUUUGACGAGUACAUGAAUCUCGUGCUUGACAAUGCAGAAGAGUAUCACAAGAAGAAGGGAACGCGCAAGCCACUGGGAAGGAUCCUCCUCAAAGGAGAGAAUAUAACAUUGAUGCAAGUUGUGGACGGAUCCACUUCAUCAGCAUGACAGGGCUUGUGAAGCCCUUUCACCUUUGAAAUCUCUUCCAUUGGGAUGUGCAUGGACUCGCUGGUUUCUGCGAUUUCUGAUUCUUGGAUGGCCCAUCCUGUAUCUUCAGCUCCCAGUCUUGCUGGUUAAAAUUCUCAGGGUCGCUCAGUUCUAAUGCUCAAAGUUCGUCUCGUCAAGGAUGUCGAAAGCAGCUUCUGACACGAUAAUGUACUGCAAACAUGUUUAUAAAGAAUCAACUGAUC